Diospyros lotus (date-plum) is the source of this 1678-nucleotide messenger RNA. RefSeq names its product ribulose bisphosphate carboxylase/oxygenase activase 1, chloroplastic. The transcript has 7 exons. Gene Ontology annotation, cellular component: chloroplast stroma; thylakoid. The coding region runs from base 125 to 1459 and encodes 444 amino acids. The record is from RefSeq and is a predicted model, not a curated record. Gene Ontology annotation, molecular function: ATP binding; ribulose-1,5-bisphosphate carboxylase/oxygenase activator activity; ATP hydrolysis activity. NCBI's taxonomy places the organism in Eukaryota, Viridiplantae, Streptophyta, Magnoliopsida, Ericales, Ebenaceae.
ACUCUGCGCCCCCUCCCCCCACCCCAAGUAUUAAAGUUGCCGCUUAUCUCUCUCCUCUACCUAUCACCCACAGACUACUACUUCUUUUGAGAGAGAGAUAGUUGCUCCUUGAUUGCAGCCACCCAUGGCUUCCAUUAUCUCAACCGUCGGUGCGGUUAAUAGAUCUCCGUUGAGCUUGAACAGCUCCGGCGCCGGGGGCUCAGUCCCAAGCUCGGCGUUUCUGGGUAGCAGCCUGAAGAAGGUGAACUCUGGGUCGGCCCAUUUCAAGACCGAGUCCAGGAGCCUCAAAAUCGUGGCCGAACAAGAAAUCGAUGAGGGGAAGCAGACAGAGAAGGACAGGUGGAAGGGCCUUGCCUAUGACGUCUCCGAUGAUCAGCAGGACAUUACCAGAGGGAAGGGAAUGGUCGAUUCUCUGUUCCAAGCCCCACAGGAUGCCGGCACCCAUUACGCCGUCAUGAGCUCUUAUGAAUACCUCAGCACCGGACUUCGCCAGUACAAUCUGGACAACAACAUGGAUGGCUUCUAUAUUGCUCCGGCUUUCAUGGACAAGCUUGUUGUACACAUAUCCAAGAACUUCAUGCCCCUCCCCAACAUCAAGAUCCCUCUCAUUCUUGGUAUCUGGGGAGGCAAAGGUCAGGGUAAAUCCUUCCAGUGCGAGCUCGUCUUUGCCAAGAUGGGCAUCAACCCGAUCAUGAUGAGUGCGGGAGAGCUGGAGAGUGGGAACGCAGGAGAACCCGCAAAGCUGAUCAGGCAAAGGUACAGGGAAGCAGCUGAUAUCAUCAAGAAGGGGAAAAUGUGCUGCCUCUUCAUCAAUGAUCUGGAUGCAGGAGCUGGUAGGAUGGGUGGAACCACCCAGUACACAGUGAACAACCAGAUGGUGAAUGCCACCCUUAUGAACAUUGCUGAUAACCCCACAAAUGUCCAGCUCCCGGGCAUGUACAACAAGGAGGAAAAUCCCCGUGUUCCAAUCAUAGUCACGGGUAACGAUUUCUCCACCUUGUAUGCUCCUCUGAUUCGUGAUGGUCGCAUGGAGAAAUUCUACUGGGCUCCCACCCGGGAGGAUCGCAUUGGUGUCUGCACCGGUAUCUUCAGGAGUGACCAUGUGCCCCAGGAGGACAUUGUCAAGCUUGUUGACACUUUUCCAGGCCAAUCUAUUGAUUUCUUUGGUGCUCUCAGGGCUCGAGUCUACGAUGAUGAAGUGAGGAAGUGGAUAUCGGGUGUUGGAGUUGAUAUGAUUGGGAAGAGGCUCGUGAACUCGAAAGAGGGGCCCCCGACUUUCGAGCAGCCGAAAAUGACACUGGAAAAGCUUCUCCACUAUGGUAACAUGCUUGUCCAGGAACAGGAGAAUGUGAAGAGAGUCCAAUUGGCUGACAAGUACCUGAGCGAGGCAGCUCUUGGAGAUGCAAAUCAGGAUGCCAUCAAGAGUGGAUCUUUCUACGGUCAGACCCCUUCAUCCUAAAAAGGCAAGGCAGCUCAACAAGUUCAUGUUCCCGUUCCUGAAGGCUGUACAGAUCCGGCUGCAGCAAAUUUUGAUCCUACAGCUAGGAGUGACAACGGGAGCUGCCAAUAUUGAAGGAGAUUUGCGUUCUUAAAAUUAUAUGAACUAGGGUUUCCUUGAGUGCCAUGCUGUACUUUAUGAUGUAGGGGCAUUGUGUUAAAUCAAGUUACAUUCUCUCUC